UUUUUGGUGGGGCAGCCAACCCCCAGAAACUCUCACACCUCAACAUGGAAACACCACUACAUGGCACAUUCAUAAGCAACAGCGCGUGAUGAGGAGGCACCUUGGAGUUACCAUCGUUUAACCACCAAUCGUACGCUAUCAUGUCCUCGAAGGAAGCGAAAGCCGCUCUCAAGGCCGCGAAAUCUGCCAUCGAAGCGAAGCAGUGGGAUGAAGCCAUCAACAAUGCUUCCACCGCGCUGGAGCACGACUCAAGAAAUUACUUCGCGAAGUUAUAUCUAGGUAGAGCCUACGAUGGUCUCGGGAAGUUCGAGCAAUCAGCCCAGGUGUAUAAGGAGGCGACGCAACUACGACCAGACGAUCCACAAGCAUGGCUGGGACUAAGGCUUAUCUACGAGAAGCAGGGUCCCAAAAAAGUUGACGAGAACACGCGUGUGGGUUCGAAGCUUGCCGAGAUAUACGCUGCCGCAGACGACGCACACAAAGCGCAAACAGCCAUCAAUAAGGUAGUUGACUUUGCCCGGAAACAUGGUAAUCCACGGCAAUACGUUCGCGCGCUGGCUACCCAGCUCCCCACCUCUUCGGUAUAUUCAUUCCUCGAAGGCCGAUUGCCCAAUCCGUCAUUGACGUAUAUGCGCAUGGCUGAGACACUGGAGGCCGAAGAAGGCAAGACGAUCAAGAAACUCAUCGAAGAGCGCAAGACGCGGCUAGGUGCAACCCUCGAGAGCACGACGGCAGAAGUCAAGCUGGAGGUGUUUGAGCAUAGCGAACUAGAGCAUAUAUACGAGCAGUUCAUCGACUGGACGGAUGACGAUGAGAAGCGGCGGGAGUACGAGGAAAAGUUACUACAAAGGGCAUACGAUCACUUGCUGGUACUGCCGCCAGGGAAGAAGACGAAGAAGAGGAAGAAAGUGAUGAAGUUGGCGCACGACAUGGUCAUUAUCAAAUACCCUUCUAGGUUGGCGUUCACGAUCGAGCUGGAGUGGAGAUCUUCCGGAGAUCAAGAGGAUGUUUAGCUCUUUGUUGCACGCUUGUAACAGCGACGGCGUUCUGGAUAGGCUCUCAUGGACUCGGGCUCCAUUGGUUUAGAUUCAUUGUCCAUUCAUUGGGUAUCAAGAGGUAGUUUUGGGAGAAUAUCAUCAUCCGCCGGACUGGCAGACCCUGGGCGUCAUGGCACUACAUCUUCCGC
This is a messenger RNA of Westerdykella ornata, 1186 nucleotides long. RefSeq lists its product as uncharacterized. Gene Ontology annotation, cellular component: Ski complex. Gene Ontology annotation, molecular function: protein binding. Lineage: Eukaryota; Fungi; Ascomycota; Dothideomycetes; Pleosporales; Sporormiaceae. The record is from RefSeq and is a predicted model, not a curated record. The transcript has a single exon. Bases 141 to 1013 code for a protein of 290 amino acids.